Lactuca saligna is the source of this 3881-nucleotide messenger RNA. Lineage: Eukaryota; Viridiplantae; Streptophyta; Magnoliopsida; Asterales; Asteraceae. The record is from the annotation of a GenBank genome assembly.
AAAAAACCCAAACUUUUUUUUGUUAAAGUUACAAUGUUAUUUUCUACCAACAAAUGAGAGAGCUAAUCAUCGUAACUUAUUUUACAUUGUUAUUUUAUAUACGGGAAAAAACACCGCCAAUAUACCCUCCCCUACCUAUUUUGAAGACCGUUUCCCUGUUUGUUGCCACACAUAGACCCCUCACUUCCGACAUCUCUUCUUCCAAGCGCACCAACAGGUGAUCUUCCAUGACGGAACUCUCGUCGUCUUCAUCAUCAGCUUCAGACUGCAGAAUGACAUCCAUACACACCCGAAAUGCAACAUGAUAAUUGAUUCCUUUUGAAGAAACACCAAGUAUGUUAUGCGCUUCGAAAAUCUCCAACUUCUCAAAUAAACUAACAACAUUUAGGUACUUCUCGCAAAUGGGGUUUUUCAAAAAUUCAAAAAGGUCACUCAAAGAUGGUAAUCAAACCAAAGCUUCGACGAACCAGAAGAACUCUGGUUUUGAACUGGAGAACAGCAUCUAUGCAAUUCUGACAAUUAGCAGAUGGGAGUCUCUAAAUCAGAUGAAUUAUAAACGGGUUUCCCUCAGGCCAAUUCAUGGAAACCUAGCUUUGAAAUUUCUCAAUUGGGUAAUCAAACAACCUGCUUUUCAACAACUCAAGAAUCUCACGUAUGUUUACUGUAUAACUGUUCAUAUACUAGUGAAAGCAAGAAUGUAUGCCUCUGCUAAAUCAAUUUUGACACAAUUAUCUGACAUGGGUAUCGAUUCAAACUCCAUUUUUGCUGCUUUGAUGGACACUUACCCUCUUUGCAACUCAAAUCCUGCUGUUUUCGACCUUUUGAUUCGAGUUUACUUGCAAGAAUCUUUGGUCAAGGAUGCUUUGGUAAUUUUUCAUUUGAUGGGGCUUCGGGGGUUUACCCCAUCUGUUUUUACUUGCAACAAGAUUUUAGGCUCAAUGAGGAAGGACAACGAGGCAUCUUGGUUAUUUUUCCAGGAAAUGCUUUCAAAAAACGUAUGCCCAAAUGUUGCAACUUUUAAUAUACUCUUGAAUAUUCUUUGUUUCAAUGGGAAGAUCAAGAAAGCCGAACAUCUUGUUUUGAAAAUGGAAGAGAGUGGUUAUGUUCCAAAUUUAGUUACCUACAAUACUUUGCUUAAUUGGUAUUUCAAAAAGGGAAGAUACAAGGCAGCUUUGGAUUUGAUUGAUCACAUGAGUCAUAAAGGUCUUGAAGCUGAUGUAUGCACAUAUAACAUGCUUAUAGAUAACUUAUGUCAAAACGAUAGGAGUGCAAAAGGAUAUUUAUUGUUAAAAAAGAUGAGAAAAAAGAUGGUUUCCCCAAAUGAAGUCACUUAUAAUACUCUCAUAAAGGGGUUUAUCAAAGAAUCAAAAACCAAAGUUGCAGUUCAUGUUUUCAAUGAGAUGAUGAGCUUUAAGGUUUCUCCAAAUGUUAUAACUUAUAAUACUUUAAUUGAUGGGUAUUGCAAGGAGGGUAGUUUCAAAGAAGCUAUAGAAUGUAUAUACAAAAUGGAAGCAAAGGGAUUAAAGCCUAAUGAAGUUAGUUAUGGUGUUGUUUUGGAUGGAUACUGCAAACUUGGAGAUUUAGAUUCCGCUCAUAGUCUUAUAGAAUCCAUGAAAGUCAAUGAAAUUCUUGUUGACAAUGUUUCAUAUACAAUGUUAAUCGACGGGUUUAGCAGAAGUAAGAUGCUUAAACAAGGUGUGGAAGUUCUUGAUGAAUUGAUCCAAAAUGGUGUUGAUCUUGAUGUUGUUACAUAUUCAACACUCAUAAAUGGAUAUUGUAGAGAGGGGAAGUUCAAAAAUGGAAAAGAGAUCAUGUGUAAAAUGUAUAAAUCCGGUGUGACACCAAACAAAGUGAUGUAUUCAACAUUGGUUUAUAAUUUUUGCAUCCAUGGAAAAGUAAAUGAAGCAAUGCGAAUUUAUGCUAUAAUGAAUCGAAGUGGACAUGAUCCGGAUCUUUUCAUGUGUAACAAGUUAAUUGCUUCAUUUUGUAAAAGUAAAAGAAUGGAAGAGGGAGUGGAGUUUAUGAAGCACAUGGGUAGAAUCGGUAUUUCCCCAAACACCUCAACUUAUAACUUCAUCAUAAACGGCUAUGUAAGCAUAGGAAAUGGAUCAAAAGCAUUGACCUUUUAUGAAGAAAUGGUCAAUAUCGGUCAACGCCCAAGUUCUUAUACAUACGGAAGCCUACUAAGAGCACUUUGUUGUGGUGAAAAUCUUGAAGAGGCAUGGGAAUUCUUGAACAAAAUCCGGAACAUUCCGGAUGCUUUAGAUGUUGUUUCUUACAAUAUGUUAUUGGGGGAGAUUUGUAGAUCUGGAAAUUUACAAGCUGCUGUCUUUUUGUUGAAAGAAAUGGUUCGUAACAAUGUUAUUCCCGAUAGUCAUUCGUAUACAUGUCUACUUGCUAGUUUGUGUAAGAAGGGUAAAAUGGUCAUUUCCAUUCUUCUUUCAGAAAAAUGGAUGCAAAAAGGAGCUCUUUUACCAAACAAGGUAACUUACACAUGCUUAAUUGAUGGUCUUUUUAAAGCGGGCCAUCCAAAAACCGCAUCUUUUUACCAUAAAAAGAUGGUGGCAGAUGGUUUUUUUGCUGACACGAUUUUACUCAAUGUACUUAUGGAUGGUUAUUCAAGAAUGGGAAACAUGUCUAUGGUUUAUCGUUUAUUUUCCACAAUGAGAAAUGAAAAUUUGUCGCCUAAUUUGGCUACUUAUAACAUUCUCUUACAUGGGUAUGCAAAACAAGAAGAUAUAUCAAGGUGCUUUGAAGUAUACACUACCCUUUUGAGAAAAGGUUUUUUUCCCGAUAAAAGAACAUGUCAUGCCCUAAUUUAUGGCAUUUGUAACGUGGGUAUGCUUGAUCUUGCUUCCAAAGUGUUGAAAAAUAUGAUCUUGAAAGGUUUGAUUGUCGAUAAGGUCACAUUUGAUAUGUUGAUCUCUAAAUGUAGUGAGAAGAAGAAGAUGGUGAAAGCUUUCGAGUUUUUGGAUAUAAUGUAUUUUUUGAAAGUUAUCCCGGAUCAAGAAACCUUUGAUAUUAUUCUUAAAGGAAUCAAAGAAACAUAUGGAUGUCACCCCACUCAUGUUUUUAUCAAAGAGAUGUUGGAGAAAGGUUUUGUUCCUAGUGAAAAACAAGUUGUUCGGUUGAUUACGGAUAUGUGUCGUGUGGGAGAUGUGAAAGGGGCAUUUUUGGUAAAAAAUGAAAUGCAAAAAAGUGUUGUAUCACGGAGUGUGGUUGAGAGUGCUAUGGUUCGUGGGCUUGUGAAAAAAGGAAGAGUUGAAGAAGCCCUUUUGAUGUUUGAUUGUAUGCUUAAAUCAAAACUUGUUCCAACAACCGCUACUUUUACUACUUUGAUGCAUUCUUUGUGCAAGAAACAAGAGUUUAAAGAGGCGUUGAAGUUGAAAAACAUCAUGGAAUUUAAUCGUGUAAGAUUUGAUGCGGUUACUUAUAAUGUUUUAAUAACGGGAUUUUGUAAUUGUGGUGAUUUGGUUGAAGGGUUGAAGUUAUAUAAGGAGAUGAAGAAAAAAGGUAUUUGUCCAAUGGUGAAUACGUUUUGUGUAAUUGUCGAGUCUUUUUGCAAUAAAGAUGAUUUCACGGAUGGUGAAAUGAUUUUGAUGGAUUUAUGUGAAAGGGGUUUGUUAUGUGAAGAUGAAAUCACUCAAGAUAUGGUUAAAAGUUUUAAUGUUGCUUUGAUAAAGUUGAAGAUGUUGAAGCACAAAAAGUACAAAACCAGUUGAAGAUGAUGUUGUAUUAUAUAUGGCUUAGAAUUCUGAUGCUUUGGGUUAGCAAUUUACAUCUACUCGUAGAAUAGCAAUCUGCUUUUAGUUUUGCAUGUUAAAUAUAAUUUCUGUUUUCUUUUAAGACUUUGUAUAUACUAAAUUUGUGUUUUCAUAGAG